Messenger RNA from Paramuricea clavata, 3804 nucleotides. NCBI's taxonomy places the organism in Eukaryota, Metazoa, Cnidaria, Anthozoa, Malacalcyonacea, Plexauridae. The record is from the annotation of a GenBank genome assembly.
GUUGGGGUUGUACCCUGGGUGAAACUAGGACAGGGGGAAACUGGACCAAAGAUGAGGCACAACAUCAUAUAAACUACCUAGAGUUGUUAGCUGUCUUCUUGGCACUGAAAACCUUUGCAAACUCUUUAGCAGGAAAACAUGUAAAAGUUAUGAUUGAUAAUAUGACUGCGCUAUCUGAUAUUAAUCACAUGGGUACCAGUAAGUCAGAUUUACGUAAUGCACUUAGCAAAUCUAUGUGGCUCUGGUGUCGUGCAAGACAUAUUUGGCUUACAGCUGUCCACAUUCCUGUGGUAGAAAAUGUUGAAGCUGACCAUCAGUCUAGAAUCACCAACACUAGUGCUGAGUGGUCACUCAAUAAACAGAUAUUUUAUGAUGCAAUAUCUAGAUUAGGGGUAACACCCGAUAUAGAUCUGUUUGCUUCAAGAAUAAACUACCAAAUAGAACCAUAUGUGUCUUUCCAUCCUGAUCCAGGAGCUAUAGCUGUAAAUGCUUUCCAUAUGUCAUGGAGGAGCUAUCAACCUUAUAUAUUUCCACCGUUCUGUCUCAUUUCUAGAAUUUUACAGAAAGUCCAGGAGGAACAGUGCACUGUUGUUGUGGUAAUCCCAAGAUGGGUCAACUAAUAGCUCAACCAAUACUAUUACCGAAAACAAAGACGACACUGAUCCUCCCGAGCAAUCCGGAAGCAAUACAUCCACUGUAUCCGCAUCUAGAGCUAAUAAUCUGCCACUUGUCUGUCUUGUCCAAUUCAUCCCACUAUGUCAGAUGGAAUAAAUUUUUUAUCAUCCCUGUAUGAAUCCGGCGUCGGUCAGUUACAGCGGAAUUAAUACUGCACGAAGUGCGUUAUCCUCUAUCCUUCUACUACCAGGAAAUGUCAGUUUUGGUUCUCACCCACUUGCAACACGACUCCUUAAAGGUGUAUUCGAACUGAGACCAUCACUUCCUAAAUAUCAAGAUACGUGGGAUAUCUCUGUCGUGCUUAAAGUUCUUGAAGAAUGGAAACUUGAAGACAGUUCACUUAAGGUUUUGUCACUCAAACUGUCUAUGCUGUUCGCAAUUACAACAAGUCAGCGGCUUCAGACCCUCAAGGCAUUAUGCAUCAAUAAGAUGAACUUAAAAUCAGACCAGUGUAGUUUUGAAAUUGAUGUGUUGCUGAAAACCUCUCAGCCGGGAAAACAUCUGAACAAAGUGGUGAUAGCAGCUUAUCCGGGUAACAAAAAUUUGUGCCCGGUGCAACACUUGAGGUCCUAUUUGGAAAAAAACAUCAACAUUGAGAGGUAAACAUAUCCAAUUGUUUGUGAGCUUCUGGAAACCGCACAAUCCUGUUUCAACUGACACUCUUGCGAGGUGGAUUAAAACUGUUAUGCACAAAGCUGGAAUAAACACAGAGAUAUAUGGUGCUCAUAGCACCAGGGCGGCUUCCACUUCAGCAGCACAUAGGAAGCAUAUUGAUACCAACAAAAUCCUUGCUGCCGCAGCUAGGGUGGACUAAUGAGACCACCUUUAGUAAGUUCUACAACAAAACUAUUGUAGAUAUUACAAAGAACUAUGGCGAAGACCUAUUGUCUGCCAUCAUGAGUCAAAACUCUUGAACUAACUCCGUAACUGUUUAUUUGUACUGUUUACUGAUUUAAUAUUUUCACUAUAUACCAUUCACAUUGAUUGAGCUUCACUGUUGUGAUUUUGCUUCUAUGGGUCAUGACGCUUUGAAGUCUCACGUGACUCCUUAGCGAAAAUAACCAAUCAUGAAGUAGAAUUGAAAGUUAAACGAGACUUACCUGUAAGUUGAAGUUUGACGUAGAUUCUACGAAAUAUUGGUUAUUGAGCUAAGGAGUCAACCUUCGCUCCCAGUGUUGGGAUAUGACCUACACAUUGUAUUGCACAAUCUCCCUCCCAGGUUGUGAUGUCAUGACCCUUCUGCUUUAAAGUGUGAUCUAGCUUGCUUCGCGCGCAUAUCUCCCACGUGACUCCUUAGCUCAAUAACCAAUAUUUCGUAGAAUCUACGUCAAACUUCAACUUACAGGUAAGUCUCGUUUAACUUUCAAUUCUGCGUCAGAAAGUGAUUCUGAUAAUGUAGAUGAUACUAGUAAUGAAGUAGGUGAUGAAUACGAAAGCGAUCCAUGGGCUCCUUUAAAAGCUGAAGCAGCCCAACAAAGUUUAUCGGAAUUCGAAGAACUAGCGCAGAAUUUCACUGCAGAAGGUUUUGACGAAAACGAAGCUAAAGACAAGGCAUACUUACUUAUCCUACCAAAACUUCGUAAAAAUUUGCAGAUUAUUUAUUUGGAACGUCUACUAUGGAUAAGGGACUGGUCAUUAUUUAUGGUGGGGAGUGGCACCGAAGAGAAAAGGGUUGGGUAAACUAAAUUUUGAGUAAGUAAAAGGUUGGGUAAAUGAAAAACAAAACAACUCGAGGGUUGGGUAAUAAAAAAUUAUUGUCAUUUCCAAAGCAUGACUCACUGAAGUAUUGGGGACUAAAAAGCAAUGGCAACAGUAGGCCCUACUCUGGGGCAAUAACGAGAUAAGCAAUUUUAGGUAUGUGAUUUUAAUAAGCAAAAUCUGCAAUUUUUAAGGACUUUAAGCAAUGCGUGUUUGAGCGAUAUGAAAUGGGGGAAUGCUGUUUUAGGUGUUUAUAGAGGUAAUUUCAGGAAUAUACGUCAACUAUAUCCCUGAUGACUCCAGUGAAAUUACCAUUAACUUAUCCCAAGCACCAAACAUGAGUGUUCCCACAAAUACACACGUGUGCAGUGUAUGAAGCAAAAUAUACAAUUUGACAAGAAAAGUUGAAGUCUGCUUGAGGGGGUUCUGGUAACAAACAAUACACUGUAUGUGCAUGACGAUCAAGUGCUUCAAGGGUAAAUAAGCUAAAUAUUCAUGACUUUUUUCAUCCAUUGUCUAUUUCGAAGCCAUUGAGGUAUUGUUAAAUUCAUGACACAACUAUAUAUAUAAUACAUGACAACAUCAUAUGCAAUUGCAAAUAAUUUUCAAAGGAACAGGGUAUACAGAAUUGCAAUAUAAAACAAAUAAGUAAAUUAUACAUGUCAUGAACUUACCAGUUUGUGUUGAGUUAAAUUUAAAAAUUUUUAUGACAUCAAAUUUAUUUAUUUAUUUGCAAAUCAAAACUUAUUUUAAAAUUCUCAUGUUUUGUAUUGUGCCCGCAAUAUAUUAAUGGUAUUAACCGCUGUAAAUAUGAUAUACAAUUUAAAAUUUUUAAUAAUUAGUACAUUAUUACAUUUGCACUCAAAAGUUCAGGAAGUGAGUUUCUAGAAAGGAUGAAAACUCCGUUUUAUAUAUGGUGUAUAAAAGGUAAUCGUUGUUCACUGUUUAUUUUGUAUUCAGGUAUGGGGAAUUUAAGCGAUGAUAGUUGCAAAACUUGCAAAUGUAGACUGAUUAGUUUCUUUGACGUCAUCAUGCAACUAUAUAAUAUUGUGCUACAUUCAUUAUUCAAUUUAUUCACAGCAAUUAGCCUUCUAUAAACCAUACAAAUGAUUAUUGCUUGUAGCCCACCUUGCCUUUAACAUUAAUCCUAUAUAAUGAAUUAAUAUAACUAACUUGAUUAUGUUGCUAGUCGAUUAUGGGACCUAUGGGUCUUUUAUAUCAACACAAGUGGAAAAUGGGAAAAUGAGAAAUUAAUUGUGUUGAAAACACGACGCCCGAAAAAAUAUAGCACAUAGACAUAUAAAGAAAGAAAUUUUCCGACAUUUCUGUGUUGACAUUGAGUUAUAUCAACACGGCUCUUAGCCAAUCAGCAUUCAGAAUUUACAAAUGCUAUAUUAUAAAAUCUGUUAUCAAACUUAUGUCACAGAAGUG